UCUGAAAGCAGCGGCCAGGGUUCUUUUUCAAGUACCUGUGCACAUCCAUCUUUCUCUUACCAUUCAUUCAUACCAAGGAUUAUUGAGUCUUCCUUUUAUAAUGCGCUCAGAUUUUUAAUAGAUAAAUCAGGAUAACUUUGAAUAACAUUAAUUUGGAUAACAUUUUCUGUUGAAAUAUGAAGACAAAAACUAGAGCAGGUAGGAGAAGACUGGAAGCUGACCAGGACGAGGAAAGUCAGGGUCAUCAAACGUCAAGUGAGGAAGACACUGGUCUACUGUACAAGGAAAAUGGCAAAAGCAAAAAUCAAGAUUCUGUAAAAAGUAAAAGGAGAAAACAGUCAUCCAGUGGGAAGGAGCACAGUGUCCGAAGACUAGAGAGCAACGAACGAGAGCGGCAGAGGAUGCACAAACUUAAUAAUGCAUUUCAAGCUUUAAGAGAAGUCAUCCCUCAUGUCAGAGCAGAGAAGAAAUUAUCCAAAAUUGAAACACUUACACUGGCAAAAAAUUAUAUAAACACUUUGACAGCUACUAUAAUAAACAUGACCAGUGGAUCAUUGCCCACAACUCAGGGAACUGGCACAGACAUUGGAGGCAAAUUCUAUCAGCAUUACCAGCAACAACAUGGAGAGGAGGACAAUGAUGAACAUUUGAAAAAGUACUCUACACAAAUUCACAGCUUCCGACAAGGUAGCUGAUAUAAAACCAUCUGGUUUUGACUUUCCUUUUUUUUCUUUUUCUUCGAGAUGGGCAUGAAUACGAAGGGGCAUACUUAACCCAAAAAUGUAUAUUAUACUCCUGUUUUUUCCAAUCAGUGAAACAUUAAAUUGCCGUUGGAUGUAAAGCAUAUUUUAGAAAAUGUAAAUAAUUUAGGUUAAGUAGAGUUGGACAAUUGUAUUGGAAAUUGUGAUUAGGCUGAUUUGAUCUGCUUCUCAAACCAGUUUCCAUAGAAUAACAAUCAAUAAUUUGGAGACUACCCCCACUCUAUUCUAAACGCUAAAUUAGUAAAAUGUGGACAGUUGUUGGUUUUGAGAACUGAUUUGAGAAGCACUGUUUUGGAGAACAAUUCUGCAAAUUAAUAUUAC
Messenger RNA from Pelobates fuscus (common spadefoot toad), 1082 nucleotides. It is a transcript of the gene BHLHA15, whose product is annotated as basic helix-loop-helix family member a15. Gene Ontology annotation, biological process: axon development; positive regulation of transcription by RNA polymerase II; sensory organ development. Bases 177 to 695 code for a protein of 172 amino acids. The record is from RefSeq and is a predicted model, not a curated record. NCBI's taxonomy places the organism in Eukaryota, Metazoa, Chordata, Amphibia, Anura, Pelobatidae. Gene Ontology annotation, molecular function: protein dimerization activity; DNA-binding transcription factor activity, RNA polymerase II-specific; E-box binding. The transcript is spliced from 2 exons. Gene Ontology annotation, cellular component: nucleus.